This is a messenger RNA of Austrofundulus limnaeus, 3299 nucleotides long. RefSeq names its product leucine-rich repeats and immunoglobulin-like domains 3 (gene lrig3). Gene Ontology annotation, molecular function: protein binding. The record is from RefSeq and is a predicted model, not a curated record. NCBI's taxonomy places the organism in Eukaryota, Metazoa, Chordata, Actinopteri, Cyprinodontiformes, Rivulidae.
CGCUGCGCUGCGGGGAUCCUGCUGAGCGCAAGUUUCUCCAGCGGCAGCAGCGAGGCGCAGGAAAAGUUUCCACAGAGGAAUGGGAAAGUUGUAGAGGACUCAGAGAGCAACACGGGAUUGGAUCUACCAUCCAGCCGGGAUUACGCUCAGCAUCCAGGGAUUAUUCUUUAACUAACCGAGGCUCGUUCCAGCAGGACACGCGCGAUGCGUUCCUCCGCGCAGCCUCGCACCUGGAYGAGGUUCGCCGUGGUUUUUCUCCUCUUCUCGGGGCUGGAGCGGGGGUCCGGGUGCCCCCCUUUCUGCUCCUGUUCCGGGGAACUCGUGGACUGCAGUCGACUGAAAAGGGGCCGAAUUCCAGAAGAGAUCCCGGAGUGGACAGUCCGACUGAACUUGAGCCAUAACAAAUUACAGGCUCUUGAUAGGAAUUUGUUUUCCAAACUACAAAACCUAAGUGAAAUAAAACUGAAUCACAACGAACUGGAGGAAAUACCAGAUUUGGGUCCCUACUCUUCCAACAUCUCAACACUCAUUCUAGCAAACAACAGGAUCACCAGGAUUUCUGAGGAGCAGCUCAGACCCUUCCUCGCCCUCCAAACCCUGGACCUCAGCAACAACAAAAUCACUGAGAUAAAAGCCGACUCCUUCCCCGCUCUGCCGCUCCAGAACCUGUUCCUCAACAACAAUCGGAUCUCCUCGCUGGAAAGCCGAUGCUUCAGCAGCCUGUCCAGCACCCUGCAGGUUCUUCAGCUCAACCGGAACCGCAUCUCCACCCUCCAGAACAAGAACUUUGAGCUGCCUAACCUCCACCACCUAGAGCUGAGCAGAAACCGGAUUCGCUGCGUGGAGGGCUUGAUGUUUCACGAAAUGGUCGCUCUUCGCUCCCUGAAGCUGCAGAGGAACGGUCUCAGACACCUGAAGGACGGCGCGUUCUACGGGCUCAGCAACGUGGAAGUCCUGGAGAUGGACUACAACAACCUGACGGAGGUGAGCAAGGGUUGGCUGUACGGCCUGCAGUCUCUGCAGCAGCUCCACCUCGGGUACAACUCCAUCAGCAGGAUCCAACCUGACAUCUGGGAGUGCUGUCAGAAACUCAGCAAACUCAACUUGUCCUCGAAUCAUCUGUCCAGGCUUGAAGAAUCCAGCUUUGUUGGUUUAAGCUUACUGGAUGAGCUCCUCAUUGGAAACAACCGUGUGAGCUUCAUCGCAGACGGGGCUUUUCGUGGCCUCUACAACCUGCAGAUGCUGGAUCUCCAGAAUAAUGAAAUCUCCUGGACCAUUGAAGACAUGAACGGACCUUUCUCUGCACUGGACAAGAUGAAAAUGCUGUUCCUGCAGGGGAACCAGAUCCGCUCUGUGACCAAAAAGUCUUUCUCAGGCCUGGACACGCUGCAGCACCUAGAUCUGAGCAACAACGCCAUCAUGUCCAUCCAAGCCAACGCCUUCUCUCAGAUGAAGAACCUAGCGGAGCUGCUCCUGAACACCUCCAGCCUCCUGUGCGACUGCCAGCUGAAGUGGCUUCCCGUCUGGGUGGCAGAGCAAACCUUCCUGCCCUGCAUCAACGCCAGCUGCGCCCACCCGCAGAUGCUGAAGGGCAGGAGUGUGUUCUCCGUCAACCAGGAGGACUUUGUGUGCGAUGACUUCCCUAAGCCUCAGAUCACAGUGCAGCCAGAGACCCGCUCGGCCCUCAAAGGCUCCAACGUGACCUUUGUGUGCUCCGCCGCCAGCUCCAGUGACUCGCCCAUGACCUUUGCCUGGAAGAAAGAUAACGAGGUCCUGAACGAUGCGGAGAUCCACAAUCAGGCCCACCUGCGGGUGCAAGGAGGUACGGGGGGUGAAACAGAAGUGACGGAGUACACAACCACACUGCAGCUGCGUAACGUGGACUUCUCCAGCGAAGGGAAGUACCAGUGCGUGAUCUCCAACCACUUUGGCUCGUCCUACUCCACUAAGGCCAGGCUCACUGUUCACAUGCUACCUUCCUUUACAAAGAUGCCGAUGGACCUCAGUAUCAGAGCCGGAGCGAUGGCUCGGCUGGAAUGUGCUGCUGUUGGUCACCCGUCCCCCCAGAUUGCUUGGCAGAAAGACGGAGGCACAGACUUCCCUGCAGCCCGUGAACGUCGCAUGCACGUCAUGCCGGAGGACGAUGUCUUUUUCAUCGUAGAUGUGAAAACGGAAGACAUCGGCGUUUACAGCUGCACGGCACAGAACAUAGCGGGGGCCAUUUCUGCAAACGCUACGCUGACUGUUCUUGAAACGCCUCGCUUUUUGCGAUCCCUCUUGGAUUGCACGGUGGCGAAGGGUGAGACGGCAGUCCUCCAGUGUAUCGCUGGCGGCAGCCCCCCACCGCGACUGAACUGGACCAAAGACGAUAGCCCACUGGUGGUGACGGAGCGUCACUUCUUCGCCGCUGCCAACCAGCUCCUCAUCAUUGUUGACGCCGCAGAUGCAGACGCAGGAAAGUACACCUGUGAGAUGUCCAACGCUCUGGGAACAGAGAGGGGACACAUUCGUUUGAGCGUUCUACCAAAUCCCAACUGCGACUCUGGAGUGAUGGGGGGUGCUGAGACCGGCAAAGGGAAUGGAUCGAACGACGACGGGUGGGCCACAGCUGGCAUUGUCAUCAUAGCAGUGGUGUGUUGUGUAGUUGGAACAUCUCUGGUCUGGGUGGUCAUCAUCUACCACACUCGACGGCGAAACGAGGACUGUAGCGUCACCAACACAGAUGAAACCAACCUGCCUGCAGAUAUUCCCAGUUACCUGUCCUCCCAGGGAACCCUGUCUGACCGACAGGACGCCUACAUCCCCUCUGAGAGCGGCAGCAGCCAUCAGUACAUGGCGUCGUCUAUUAGUGGUUUCUACCUGCAGCCUAAAGACAUGAACGGUCUUUGUCAGCUGGACACAGGAAGUGAAGCGGACAUGGAAGCGGCUAUUGAUCCUUUGCUCUGCCAUUAUCAAGAUCCGAUUGGCUCGCUGAUUUGCCGAGAUAACUUAUAUCCCAACGAGCCAUCUGAAGCCUUUACAGGUUAUUCCUUYGACCAGAGUGCAGCUGGGACUGACUACUACAGCAACAGCAACUCUAAAAGGAAGGAUUUCUUGCUGCCUGAUUACUUUGAUUUCUGCCCUUCCGGCAUCCUGAUGCAGCUUCCCAACCCUAGCAAGCAUCAGGACCCCUCUCACCAGCAGAGCGACUGUGAUCUACCCUUUGAGAAUGGAGACGUGGUCAACUAUGGGAGACAUCAUGAGAACCUCUCCCCAGGGAACACCUUCAUGGGAACAUUUGGGAAAGCUCCUUGGAGGCC